AUGGCACUUAAACAGGAGAGAAUGCUAAGCUUCGGCGUUGAACUGGAGUUUUACAUUUUCUGGAGCAUCAAAGGCGAGGAAAUAACGUCCCGGCCUCAAGGCUUCGAAUCCCAUCCUGGUGCCCCGCUAAUUGUCGACAAGUAUGACACGAUCCACGACAUAUUUGAACCUCUACUAGCAAGCGUCAGAGAGUUACUACAAGGUUCCCCGGAAGCAACAGUAGGUGCCACGGAGAAGCGGCUGGGUAAUGCAUUUUCUUACACAGCUACGAAUGAACGAUCCGGAUGGGUUGGAGUCGAGCUUGUCUCACCCGCGCUAUGGACUACGAACGAGGGUUUCAAUGAAGUCCGCCGGGUGUGUGAGUUCCUACAAAGCACCUUUUGGAUUUCUACCCCAGAACAUUGUGGCCUUCAUAUACACGUAGGACAAGGGAACGAUUGGUUGCCGAUUAUAUUUCUACGUCAAAUCGCAGCCUUCCUUUACGCGGCUGAUCCAAUCUUGGCGCAUUCUUAUCCCGAACACAGACUCUCUGGAAGUAGACGAAAGGAAGACGGACUUCUCAAGUCCAUCUUUGGACUCUUUCGAAAAAGGGUUGCAGAAGCUCGAAUAGAGGAUAAAUUUCCCCGCCGACCUACCACGAUAAGUUAUAUGUUCAACAGUGACACCCUACAAUCGGCUAUAACAUACAUUAAAAAUUUUCAUAAUGUAAAACAGAGCUUAGAAGACUUCACACCCGCCCCAAUGAUGGAGGCAGUUUCGGAGAUCCUUAAAUCGACCCACCGACACCAUAUUGUGGAGUUGACAAGGUGUCCAAAUCGACCUACCUAUUCUUUUCUCCGACUCGCCAUGUAUUCAAAGAAGACGAUCGAAUUUAGACAGGCAGCCGGCACAAUAGAUCCAGCUGAAGUUGUCAGCCGGGCGAGGAUAGCGGUAAGGCUUUGUGAAUUUGCAGCGAAUGCUACCCAAGAAGAUCUGUACACGAUGUUCUAUGACUUCGCUUUAGUAGAAGCAGACCCUGCUUGGAUUGAUUUCUAUGAUCUAUUCGUAGAUCUCGGUCUUCGUCCCGAGGCGAGGGUUAUACAUGCUGUUUUGACGGGGACGAUGGACCAGUCUGUUCGGGACAGAUACUUCGCGCAGCGUGAAUCGUACUAA
Molecule: messenger RNA, 1152 nt
Organism: Annulohypoxylon maeteangense
Lineage: Eukaryota; Fungi; Ascomycota; Sordariomycetes; Xylariales; Hypoxylaceae
Exons: 3
Coding region: 1-1152 (383 amino acids)
Source: RefSeq, a predicted model, not a curated record